Molecule: messenger RNA, 1771 nt
Organism: Sander lucioperca (pikeperch)
Lineage: Eukaryota; Metazoa; Chordata; Actinopteri; Perciformes; Percidae
Exons: 6
Coding region: 104-1069 (321 amino acids)
Source: RefSeq, a predicted model, not a curated record
CACACCUACUUUACGUAGCAUUUAGACGCUGGCGUAUGCUGACCAGCUCCUCCCGGGUUUCUUUUUUAUUUCUUGCUGACAGACGCUCAACUCUGGCUGUGCAAUGGUUUGGUUGGAUAUAUUUUGUAACCCGGUUUGGGCAAUUUCCACGGCGCUGCUGGCGCUUGUUGUGCGCAUGCAGCGCAGAGGACGCUGGGAUCCACAUGCCUGCACCGUUCGGUUGAAAGGGAAGACUGCUAUAGUGACAGGAGCCAAUACAGGAAUUGGGAAGUCCAUUGCCUUGGACUUUGCACGCCGUGGGGCCCGUGUUAUCCUGGCCUGUCGAAACGAGGCCCGGGGGACAGCAGCACUUAAAGAAAUCAGGGAGAAAACAGGAAACGGUGACAUCCACUUGCGUCUGGUGGAUCUGUCUUCUCUGGACUCUGUCAGGAAAUUUACUAAGAGGAUUCUUGAAGAGGAGAAAGCUCUCCACAUCCUUGUCAACAAUGCUGGAAUAUCAGGUUUACCCAGGCAGAUAACCAAAGAUGGCUUUGACGUUACUUUUGCCACCAACCACCUGGGACCAUUUCUUCUCACCUACCUUUUGCUGGACCUGAUGAAGCGUUCAGCUCCGGCGCGUAUUGUCAACAUCUCCUCAGUCAACCAUGCGAAGGGUCAAGUGGACUUCUCUCAUUUUCAUGGCGAGAACCUCACUUACCACAUGGAUAAUGUCUACAACCACACAAAGCUGCACAAUAUAAUCUGUACCAACGAGCUAGCACGCAGGCUAGAAGGGACAGGCGUCACUGCAAACUCUGUCCACCCUGGUGUUGUCAUGACAGAUGUAAUGAGACACUAUCCAUUCACUAUCCGUUUUCUUUUCAACUGUAUUGGAAUAUUCUUUUUCAAGUCUCCAGAUGAGGGUGCAUUCAGCCCAACCUUCUGUGCAGUAUCAGAGGAAAUGGAGGGGAUAACUGGGAAGUAUUGUGACAGCGACUGCUGCCUGGUUCUCCCUGUCCCUUUAGCUCGAGACGCUGCCCUCGCGGUCAAGGACUUUGAGAUCUGCGAGAGGCUGACAUCAAAGCUCUAAAACAAAGCUAUCAGGCAAAAGGGCUUGAUAACAGAAAAGUGGUCAAAUUCCACCCUCUUACCGCAGUUCUUGAGUGAACAGUUCUGACAUAAUGUGUCUUUAAAAUCAUCAGGUGAAGUUACUGAAUUCAUUUUUUAUCAUUAAUUUGAAGGGAUAUGAACUGACAUGUUUUUAAGAGAAGCACAAAUUAAUCAUGUGUUAUAUAUUUGUAAAUGGCAAAGCUUUGUCACUUGGACAUGUGUGAAAAACAGGCCAAAUAAGUUUAAUCACUUACUUUUCAUAUCAGCUAUCAUGUUGUCUGAGUAAUUCUCAUUCAUGAAAAUAAAUAUGUGAACUAUACAUGUAUAUUAAUAUGUUUUCACAAAAGUCAGGUAUGUGAAUGAGUGAAAUGAAAGUUUCCUGAGACAUGCUGACAUCAUGUGGCCAAAUUAUUCUGACAUCACAAUGACAACAGAAUAAGUGGCACAAUCACUUCUCUUUAUUUCCUGAUUAAUUAAAACGCAAUAAAACAUUUGGCAUUCAGUGCUUUUUGAAGAAUUUGUACAGUGUUCAUCACAUGGUGUCUUCGGCUUCGCUACUUGGCUGCAGAGACACAGAUAGUGAGAGAACAGUAUGGUCAAAGAGGUUUUUAAUCAUAGUACUUGUACAAAUAAGUGCGUGUCUACUAAUCAUCUUUGGAUAAUAAAAGAAGAUACAAGACCA